Messenger RNA from Ilex paraguariensis (yerba mate), 2023 nucleotides. NCBI's taxonomy places the organism in Eukaryota, Viridiplantae, Streptophyta, Magnoliopsida, Aquifoliales, Aquifoliaceae. The record is from the annotation of a GenBank genome assembly.
CUCUCUCUCUCUCUCUCUCUCUCUCUCUCUCAGGUCACCACACAUAUAUUUAACAUCAACCACGCAUGAUUAUGCCCACUUCUCUCUCUAUAAAUCCCACUCUCUCUCCUCCUUACUUGUACGCCUCCCCUUCCGCUUUCCCUUCCGCCUCAUCAAAGUUUCUUGUGUUUGUAAUUCAGCAACAAAACCCCUUAGUCUGAUUUGCAUAAAGACUCGAUCUUUGCAGAGUAAAAGGUCCCAAAAGUUGUUGCAAAGUGAAAGAAAAACGCUUUGGACAGAGACCCUUUAUUGCAGCUAGCAAGAUGACCAUUACAGAGUACAGGGAUGAAGACGAAGAAAAUCCUCCUUCUUUGCUUGAAUCUGAGAUUGUUUCAAAGCCUCGCCGUAUUGCUCUCUUUGUUGAGCCCUCUCCGUUUGCUUAUGUCUCUGGGUAUAAAAAUCGGUUCCAGAAUUUUAUUAAAUAUCUACGUGAAAUGGGAGACGAGGUGAUGGUUGUGACCACACAUGAAGGAGUGCCGCAGGAAUUUUAUGGAGCAAAAUUGAUUGGAUCACGGAGCUUCCCCUGCCCCUUGUACGAAAAGGUGCCUCUUUCCCUAGCACUCAGCCCUAGAAUAAUCUCAGAGGUUGCACAAUUUAAGCCUGACAUAAUUCAUGCAUCAUCUCCUGGUAUUAUGGUAUUUGGUGCACUCGCCAUUGCAAAACUAUUGUCUGUGCCUAUUGUGAUGUCUUAUCAUACCCAUGUUCCAGUAUACAUACCAAGAUAUACCUUUAGUUGGCUGGUCCAACCAAUGUGGCUAGUUAUAAAAUUUCUUCACAGAGCAGCUGAUCUUACAUUGGUGCCAUCAGCUGCCCUUGGAAAGGAGCUUGAAGAGGCUAAUGUGACAACAGCUAACAAAAUUCGUCUCUGGAAUAAAGGCGUUGAUUCCGAAAGUUUCCACCCACGUUAUCGCUCCCAUGAAAUGCGAUUAAGACUCAGCAAUGGUGAGCCUGAGAGGCCAUUGAUAGUCCAUGUUGGGCGAUUGGGAGCUGAGAAGAAUUUGGAAUUCUUUAGGAGGAUCAUGGAUAGGCUCCCAGAAGCACGAAUAGCUUUCAUUGGAGAUGGGCCAUACAGGGAAGAGCUGGAAAAUAUGUUCUCCGGCAUGCCUGCAGUAUUCACAGGGAUGUUACAUGGUGAGGAGCUUUCUCAGGCAUACGCCAGUGGAGAUGUUUUUGUUAUGCCUUCAGAGUCAGAGACACUUGGCCUUGUUGUUUUGGAGGCCAUGUCAUCGGGGCUUCCCGUGGUGGGUGUUCGUGCCGGAGGAAUUCCAGACAUCAUUCCUGAAGAUCAAGAGGGUAAAACUGGUUAUCUUUUUAAUCCCGGUGAUGCUGAUGACUGCUUAAGCAAAUUGGUGCCUCUUUUGCGUGACCAUGAACUAAGAGAAACUAUCGGCAAGGCUGCACGCGAAGAAACGGAAAAGUAUGAUUGGAGGGCUGCCACUCGAAAGAUCCGAAAUGAACAGUAUAACGCUGCCAUUUGGUUCUGGAGGAAGAAGAGAGCAGAGUUCCUGAGACCAUUUCAGUGGUUCUUUAGGCGUAUUUUUCAGGCACCACCAGCAAUUGACUACAGGUGAUUCACAUAAAUCUUGGGAUUUGGGCAUCAGAUAUUGUUAAAGCAUAUUCGUGCUCUGAAGAAGGAUCUUGAAGAUACCUGUGUGAUUGAAUGCUCUCAUUGAUUGUACAAUGUGACCACAAAUUUCAGAACCCUUUUUGAACAUGUCUGAUCUUUUACUGCUUAUAGAGAGCUUUGGAAAGCCUACUUAUCGUGUGCUGUCAUAGUCCUAAUGUCUGAUUUGGAUGUAAUUUAUUUGUAACAAACAUGACAAGGUCAGGGUCUAUUGCAUUGUUCUUUGUCUGUAAAUCCUUGUCUACUUUACGGUGUAAUCAACUUGGUUCAAUCAAAGCUUGUCAGGAGAAACGGUUCCCAAAUCUUUAUCUAUGCGUUUAGCUUUGUAAAUCGCAGAAUAUUAUUUUCUAAUUUAAUUAA